This is a messenger RNA of Fibroporia radiculosa, 2844 nucleotides long. RefSeq lists its product as uncharacterized. The coding region runs from base 1 to 2844 and encodes 947 amino acids. The record is from RefSeq and is a predicted model, not a curated record. Gene Ontology annotation, molecular function: heme binding; oxidoreductase activity, acting on paired donors, with incorporation or reduction of molecular oxygen; iron ion binding. Lineage: Eukaryota; Fungi; Basidiomycota; Agaricomycetes; Polyporales; Fibroporiaceae. The transcript has 8 exons.
AUGUCCAGGCGUGCUAAGGACCUGCCGAUUGAGGUGUGGGGGCAAGUGUUUGAUCUGCUGGCGCAGGACGAAGAGCUGUACACGCUGCGGCGUUGCGCGCUUGUUUGCAGGCGAUGGGCACCGAGGUGUCUAUGGCAUCUGGCGCGGAAUGUCGUCGUCGGGAGGAAACACGGACACCGGGUGGCGAAGACGAUGGUAGCGAACCUGGCGAAAGCGAUAACCUUCAGGCAGCCGACUGGAUUCGUGGUGAGGCGACCAAACCCGUCCGUAGAGACCCUAACGAUAGGAAAUCACCCUUACGACACAAAUUUGACGGCAGGGGCAUUCCACGCGGACGUCUUUGCUCUCCUGCGGAUGGCAUUUCCGAACGUAACCCGUCUCGUCCUCUCGGGCGUCGAGUUUCCGUCGUUGAUUGUGUUUGCGCGGCUUGUGUACUCGUUUCCGCGCCUCGUUCGCCUCGUCUGCCAUGGGCUGAGAUGCCAGAGGCGCGGCUAUGUGCGGGGGCGCGCGCUGCCUCCCAAAGACCUUGCGCUGACACACCUCGAGAUCCAUGAGUCUGAGCCUGUGAUCGAUUUCCUUGUCGAAUCCUUGAUUUGUCGCACUCUCCGUCACUUGGAGUGCCGGCGUAUGCAUUUUACUGUCGUGCAACGGCUGUUAGACUGUGCGAUCACUUCUCUUCGUUCACUGGACAUCAACGUGCCGGGACCCUCCUUGCCAGAUGUGGACGCUUCCCUUCGCUUGCAGCACCCCUCCCCCUCCUCCUUGGAUCUGAGCAGUUUCGACUGCUUAGAAUCCCUCAUUCUCAUCUUCGACGUGUUUAAUCUGGGAUCAGGCACAAGCGCGAUCUGGAAUUGGCUGCAUCUUGUCCUGGCUGAGCUCGCCUCAUCCAGGCUCAAGCAGCUCACAAUAUACUUCCACAUAUACUACCGUAACUUCUCUGGUAUGGAUAGCGUAUCUGAUAUUAUCCAAGACCUGUCUCCGGGUGUCGAUGACCAUGCUUUUGCUCGUCUUGACGAGCUGCUCGCUGGUGUCGACUAUCAUCAUCUGCAAACCAUCUGUUUCAACUUAUGGUUCAACAAUCGCAUAUCGCACCAGUAUAUCCCUAGUCCACCAACCCAGCAGCUGUGGUUCCAAUUCCUCUCUUGCCGACUCCCCAAGCUUACCGCACGCGAAUCGUGUAGCGGACAGCCUCAUCUCGGCCCAUACUUCCAAGACAUGGCGCACAUUCUCUCAUUGCCUGUCGUCGAGCAGGAUAUCGUGUACUUACUAUGCACUGUCUCUCUCGGUGCUAUUCUAGUGCAUCUGGUACCUUAUAUCAUGGACCCGCGUGGUCUUCGCACGUAUCCUGGGCCGUUCUUCGCAAAGUUCACGGAUGUGUGGUUGGGCUUGACCAUCUUCUCAAACACCUGGUCUGAGACCGUCGACAGCUUACACAAGAAACACGGUGCACUCGUCCGCAUUGGGCCAAAUCACGUCUCUAUCGCGGAUCCUGCGGCGCUCCCGCUGAUCUAUGGGCACUCGAGCGGAGCGCUCAAGGCGCCGUACUAUGACGUAUUCGUCGACUUCAAGCACGCAAGUAUGUUUUCGACACGCUCGCGGGCAGAACAUGCGCGCAAGCGCCGCAUAGUGUCGCACAUGUUUGCCCCCAAGAAUGUCCGCGCGCUCGAGAGCACGACACGCGUGCAUUUUGCCAAGUUCGUGAACCAGUGGGACACCUUGUGCAAGUGCAUCGAGGGAUCGACGUCAGACGGCACAAUGGGCUCGUCGAAGUGGACCGUCAAGGACGGGAGGGUCUGGUUCAACUGCAUGAUCUGGUUCAGCUUCUGGUCAUUUGAUACUAUCAGUGAUCUUGCCUUUGGCUCUCCUUUUGGCAUGAUCCCGGCUGCGAAAGACGAGACUUGGGUCGUCAAACACUCCAAGGGCCCAGUCGAAACCUUUGAAAAGUCCGCAUUUGAGAUGGAGAAGAUUCCCGUCAUUAGCGUGCUCGCCGCCGGCAUUGAAAUAAACUCUGUGUUCGGCUUCCUCCCCUCGCGCUGGCGGCCGCUGGCGAAAUGGCAUCCACGCAUUCACGAGGGGACCGCGGCUGUGGAGAAGCUGGCGGGCCUGUCGAUCACGUCUGUGUCGAAGCGCCUGGCGAACCCCGAAGCGAGGGAGGACAUGCUGCAAAAGCUGCUCGAGGGACGCGACGAGGAUGGGAGCCCGAUGGGCCCGGACGAACUGGCCGCAGAGGCAUUGCUCCUCAUCAUCGCUGGGGCGGAUACCGUUGCCAAUACGUCAUGUGCUACGGUGUUCUACUUGGGCCGACAUCUCGACGUCCAAGCUAAGCUCCAAGCCGAACUCGACGACGCGCUCGCUUGUGUCGACUCGGAUGUUGCACCGUACGAGGCAAUUAAAGACCUGCCCUAUCUCGACGCGGUGAUCAACGAGGUACUCCGCUUGCACUCAACCGUCGGCGCUGGGCUGCCACGGGUGGUACCAGAGGGCGGGCUGAAUGUGCUCGGGCAGACGCUCAAGGAGGGGACAUGGGUCAGUGUGCCAGUGUACAAUCUGCACAGGAGCACAAAGAUCUGGGGCGAGGACGCGGGUGAAUUCGUACCGGAGAGGUGGAUCAACGUGGAGGCAGAGGCCAAGGCGGAAAUGACGCGAGCAUUUGCUCCGUUCUCUAUUGGCCCGAGGGCGUGCAUUGGGCGGAAUCUGGCGACCAUGCAGCUUCAUAUCAUGGUUGCGACGAUCUUCCACAGGUACAGCUUUUUGGUUGAAGGCGAUGGUCCUCUCUUGGUACAAGAUAGCUUUGUCAGGAAACCCAAGGAUUGCAUCGUUGGCAUCAAACGUAGGGCCCUUUAA